AUGGCAGACCUCAGCCUUGUGGAGAACUUCAGGAUCUCAAGCAAUGAGGAGUUGAGGGAGAUGAGGGAGCAGCCCAUCGACCCCCAGGCAGAGCAGGAGAUCAUUAACAACAUCCAGGAGGUCUACUACUCUGACGACUCCUUCGACAUGGUGCAGCACGAGCUGGAGGAGUUAGAGAGGGUGACAUCAUUACAAACCAACCUACAGCUGGCUGCAGUAAUCUGCGCCAACACUAGGAGGCAGCUGAGUGUUUCCAAGCAGGACUUCACUGAGGCCAGCCUGGGGCUCCUAGCCAAUCAGAGGAGGAGACAGCUGCUCACAGGGCUACUGAAGCCACUGAGGACCAUCAAGACCCUGCGAAGGACUGAUGUUAGACUCAGUGAGAUGCUGGAGGAGCAGCUGGAUGUGGCCCUGUCCAAAACCUGCAAGCACUUUGACGUCUCCCACUACACCAGAGUUCAGCUGGCGUACACCGUCCUGGGAAAGAGCCAGACGGCCAUGGACCAAGUCCACAUGCACUUCACCCAGGCCAUUCACAACACUGUGUUCCAGGUGGUUCUGGGAUACGUGGAGCUCUGCGUAGGCACACCGACACCAAGUUCCAGAAGAUGCAAUGAGACGGGUGCCGCAGACACUGCAGAGGCGGUUGUUGACCACAGCUAUGUGAAGAAGAAGCUGGAACACGGCCCCACUCGAAUCUGGCAGGAAGUGCAGCUGAAAGUGAAAGCUUAUCUGCUUGGGACCGACAUGUCCAACUUCAAAUACGAUGACUUCAUUGUGGUCCUGGAUGUUAUCAGCAGGCUGAUGCAAGUGGGGGAGGAGUUCUGUGGCAGACCAGGAAGUCCUGUCUCUUUUUUCGAGCUCUUCAGCCAGGAGGGGAACCCCUUUGAGAGGCACAUCGACAACAAGGAUGGGGAGACUGAGGACGUGCUGGCCUCCAAUGGGUGUGAGUCAGAUGAGCUGGAGAAGAGCGUCUACCAGGACUACGACAGUGACAGUGACGUCCCUGAUGAACUCCAGCAGGACUUCGUGGACGAGCAGACCGGAGACAUCCCUCUCAAGAGCCCGUCAAGGGAGACGCUGCGCAGCAGGAAGAAGUCGGACUACAGCCUUAACAAGGGCGCCAAUGCUCCCAUCCUGACCAACACAACCCUCAACGUGAUUCGCCUGCUGUUUGAUUACUACCUGUAUGCUGUCUACACCUUCUUCCGCCGCAACGAUAUGGAGUCUCUGGGGGAAGGCGGAUCCAGCAUCCAGGGUGGCCCAGUGGAGGAGAGGAAGGAGAAGGUGCACAGCCCUCACCUCAGCCAGCUGGUUGUUCUGACAGCCAGUGAGACACUCUACGGCCUGGCCCAGAGGGUGGUCACCACAGAGUCACUGGUGUUUCUGGCCAAGCAGUUUCAGUUCCUUCGGUCUCACCUGGAUACUAUGAUGCCUGCAGCCAAGAAGCCGUUCAUCCAGCAGUUCUACUCACAGACUGUCUCCCCGGCCAGUGAGCUACGUAAACCCAUAUGCUGGGUCGUGGCGGCCAAGGCUUUAGACCACGAACAGAUGCUGCUGCUGAUGGCUGSAGUUAAGUGGGACAUUAGGGAGAUAAUGUCGCAGCACAAUGUGGACGUCCUGAUGAAGUUUGAGGAGUUUAACAAGAGGCUGGGUGAUGUGUCCAGACACGUCCGGGUCCCCCUGCCUGUGUCUAACAUCCUGUGGGAACACUGCAUCUGUCUGGCCAACAGGACUCUGGUGGAGGGCUAUGGUAACGUAAAGAAGUGCAGUAAUGAAGGGCGGGCUCUGAUGCAGCUGGACUUCCAGCAGUUCCUGAUGAAGCUGGAGAAGCUGACUAUGAGGCCAAUCCCUGACAAGGACUUUGUGGAGACCUACAUCAAGGUCUACUACCUGACUGAGAAUGACAUGGAGCAGUUUAUCAAGAACCACAGGUACUCCAUGAAGCAGCUGGCCAACCUGGUGAACAUGUGUCUGGGCUCUCACAUUAACAAGRMGGCCCGGCAGAAWCUCCUGGCAGCCAUCGACGACAUYGACAGACCAAWGCGAUAG
This is a messenger RNA of Salvelinus sp. IW2-2015, 2052 nucleotides long. The record is from RefSeq and is a predicted model, not a curated record. Lineage: Eukaryota; Metazoa; Chordata; Actinopteri; Salmoniformes; Salmonidae.